AAGUUUCAACUCCGCUUAUCCAGACUAUGGCUGGUAGAAAUGAUCGUGCGAUUGCCGAUGCUCUUCAAGCAUUAGCACAAGCUAUGAAUAAUAACAAUAGGACUGAAGUUACUCCUAACUGGUUGGAGCAAUUUCAACGAAAUCACCCACCUACCUUUAAAGGAGGAUAUGACCCAGAUGCUGCUAUGAAUUGGCUAACAGAAAUAGAGAAAAUUUUCAAUGUUAUGGAUUGUCCCAUCGCUCAGAAGGUGAAGUUGGCCACAUUCAUGUUGACUGCUGAUGCUCACUUUUGGUGGGAAGGAGCACUUCGGAGGAUGAUUGAUGGAGGGGUGCACUUGAAUUGGGACAACUUCAAGAAGGUCUUUCUUGAGAAGUAUUUCCCGGAUGAUGUGAGAAGUCGGAAAGAAAUGGAAUUCCUUGAGCUGAAUCAAGGGAACGACACAGUGGCUGUGUAUGCUGCCAAAUUUGAUGCUUUGGUUCGUUAUUGCACACACUACCAUGGUGAGGGUGGUGAAAGAGCUAAAUGCAUAAAAUUUGUAAAUGGUCUGCGUCCUGAAGUGAAAACUGCAAUUAACUAUCAGGAGAUAUAUCACUUUCCCACUCUGGUCAAUAAGUGCAGCAUUUAUGAUCAUGACAACCGUGCUCGUGCUGCUUUUUAUAAAGGAGUUGGAGGUCCUAUCCGUGCUGUGAGUUCUAGUACUUCGGGAAGGAGUAAGCCUUACUUCGCUUCUAAUAGAUUUCAAGGGAGUAAAGCUGCUGCUAAUAAAAGUAAGUUGUUUACUAGAGGAUCCACUGUUAGUGCUACUGGAAGUGUUGGAGGGUCUGUGUCCACUCCUUCAGGAAGAUGUGGGAAGUGUGGACGUGUUGGUCAUAAUCAGUCUGAGUGUCUUGACAAGGAGAUUACCUGCUUCAAUUGCAGUGGCAAGGGUCACAUCAGCACCCAAUGUCCUGAACCACGAAGAACACGUGUUAUUGGAUCGGGUUCGCAAAUUGAGCGUCCAAAGACUGUAGGGAGAGUAUUUGCUCUUAGUGGUGCUGAAGCUUCUCGGUCAGAAAAUUUGAUACAAGGUACUUGUUUCAUAGCUGAGACUCCUUUUGUUGUACUAUUUGAUUCUGGUGCAACUCAUUCCUUUAUUUCUGUCUCUUGUGUCCAAAAAUUGAAUUUGCCUGUGUCUUUGUUAGAUUUUGAUCUAGUUGUUGAAACCCCUACUAAUGGUCCUAUGUAA
Cajanus cajan (pigeon pea) is the source of this 1226-nucleotide messenger RNA. The record is from RefSeq and is a predicted model, not a curated record. NCBI's taxonomy places the organism in Eukaryota, Viridiplantae, Streptophyta, Magnoliopsida, Fabales, Fabaceae.